Molecule: messenger RNA, 3333 nt
Organism: Spodoptera frugiperda (fall armyworm)
Lineage: Eukaryota; Metazoa; Arthropoda; Insecta; Lepidoptera; Noctuidae
Product: formin-binding protein 4
Exons: 10
Coding region: 212-2656 (814 amino acids)
Molecular function (GO): protein binding
Source: RefSeq, a predicted model, not a curated record
AGAUGGCCAUUCUUGUGUCAGACGACGUGCGAGUCGCUUGGUAUGCGUGUGCAAAAUUUUUCAAUAAUACAAUCUUUUUAAUGAUUUAUUUGUUGUUAAGUGUUGAUAAAAACUGUUGAACUAAAGUACUUAUGUUAUAUUCGAGUGCAUUUGACUAUAAGUGGUGCUAAAUCAGUGACAUUAUUGUGAAUUGUGAUUUAUAACUUUUACCAUGAGUAAAGCAAAUCCUUUAGCUGGCUUGAUAGCUAAUUACGGGGAUUCUGAUGAGGAAUCUGAUGAUGGAAUGCAGGCGCCGCCGUUACCACCGGAGCCUGAUACACGGAAAUCUUAUCCUGCACCCUUGCCAGGACAUGCGUAUCAAAACACGGCUGUGAACUCUUCGGGGGCCGUGCACCCAGCCCCUAUACCUCAUUGCCCAUGGUCAGCUUGCUAUGAUGAGUCAAGUGGCUUCACAUACUACUGGAACCAGCAAACCAAUGCGGUGACAUGGGAAGCACCUCCGGAGUACUUACUGGCUUUGAAGCUAGCACAGCAGCAACUACAUGUCGCAGGUACGGCAGAAGUAUCUGCAGAAGAGUGGCAGCUCUACCAACAGGCGUUGGCAGAGAAACAGAACAUGCAGAACAAUAAAACAGUUGCGAAGACUUCCGUCAUUAAAACUACAAGGAAGGUUGAAAAGAACAAUGUUGGCAUCAAGGAUACUGGCAAUAAGAAUAGAAAACGGAGUCAUAGUGAUGAUGAGGAAGAAAAAAUCGAACUAAUAACAUCAUACCACAAUUCGGACUCUGAAUCUAAUGAUGAGGGAGAUACACCUACUAAACCAGUGGUCCCGAAGACUAAAACCAAUGUCCACAAGAAAGCCAAAGUAAAACCCAUGGAGUAUGGACCUGCCUUACCUCCUGCCAACUACACGGUGCCAAUCGGACCUGAACUGCCUCCGGAAUUGAUGCAAAAUGGAACUAAAUCGCCUGGCGAUAAGGUUGACAAUGAUGUGACAAAACAGGAUAAGAAAACCGACGAAGACAGCCAAGACGAAAGCACACUGUUCCUUAAACUUAAAAGUAAAGCAAAAAUAUUAGAAAAAUUGGGCGGCGAGUUACCAAAAGACUUACAAAAGAUAAUCAGUGAUGACCCUCGAUCUGGUAGCUCCACACCAAAAAGAGAUGAAGCCAGCACUAAACCCAGUGCUAACAUCGAUGACAUGCUAGAAGAAAUUGAGAAAAAGGAAUUGCCUAAAGUCUCUAAAUCAAAGAACAGUGAUGAUGGAAAGUCUAAUGGAUCACUUAGUGCUAAGAACUCUCCUAAAAGGGUAGCCACACCUCCAGCCGCUGAAGUUAAACCUCUGUUCCCAAGUGCUAAUGCCAGACAUUUAGACGAUGCCCCAGCGACCCCACCAUCACUUCCCCCAACUCCUCCACUCAAUGAAAUAGAACAUGAAGAAUUAAGAGUAGAAGUGACAGAGAAGAAAGGUGUCAAUCUUUAUCUAAUGGACAUGGAGGAGAGAAGAGAUAACAUUGGCAAGAAGAAACUAAGAAUAUCAAACUCUGUGCUACCAGACCGCAAGAAGACUGAGGAACCAUCUUACACAACCAAAUAUUCACAAGUCAUUGAAGGUUUCUCUGGAGAGAGAACUGGUCUAGGCUUUACUAAAGAAGAAGAAGGUCGUGAGAGUCCAAAGAACACCAUUAAUUACGGCAAUGGUUUAAUGUUUACCAAAGGAGAAACAUUGAAUGAAGAUAAGAAAGAUGAGGAUCUCGAUGACCUGACGGAUCUAGUCGAAGCUAAGCUCAAGUACUUAAACCAAGCACAGCCGUGUGUACUGACACCGGUGCAGGAGAUGUUGAUACAGAUGCAGACGCUGGUAUCAGCAUUCCGCGCGGGCGCGCUGUCGGUCGCGUACUGGCGGCGCUGGGCGACGGGCGCGGCCGCGGCGCUGGCGGCGCACGAGGCGCGCGCGGCGCCGCCCGGCUGGAGCGCCGCCUUCCUGAGGUCGGAGGGGCGCUACUGCUACAGACGGGAGGCUGACGGACUCGUACAAUGGGAGUACCCGGCCACUACGCACACCGAUAUGGAGAUAUGUACCACGCCGCCGCAUCCUGGGAGUGACGCUAAGGAGGAAAUACCACCACCGUUACCGCCGACUCCGCCACAGGCGUCGGUACCAUCGCCGCCAUCAUUACCGGCCUCAUCCUGGCAGAUGCGAUCGGUGACACCACCCCCACCAGUACUUACUGGCGCUGCUCCAGCGUGGGGUCGGGCCAGAACCCCACCGCCGCCAUCUUGGAUGGACCCGCCACCACCUGGCUGUGAUGAUAUUCCACCGUUACCUGUUAACUCAGAACCAAAACAAGAGAUCGGCGACGAGUUAGCCUCAUUCUACAGCGACAUAGCAGAGCUUGAGAAGCAGACGUCGGCACCCCACACAGCCUCCAACUCGCCUGAACCAGUGGACAUGAAAGAAAAAUCAAGAGAAAAGGACAGGGAGACUCAAAAAGAAAGAGAUAGAGAAAGGGAAAGGGAUAAGGAUAAGGAAUCUAAGGUUCCCAAGAAGAAAUCUAAGGUAAAAAUAUCAGCAUCAGUGGGAUUAAAACACAAAUCAGUAUCGAAUUUAGUAGCGAAAUGGCAACAAGUCGCAGAUGAGAUCCACUCAGACUAACUGUAAUAUUAGUAUACUACAACGGACUUAUAAUAAUAUAAAAGGCGAAUAGAAGGUGUUACAUUUUGUACCCCUGCCUACCCGCUGAAUAAAAGACGUCAUGUACCGUCAGAUUGAAGCCUGAGAUAUGCUGUGAAACUAACCAAUAUUGUAUUUAUAAUAACAUAAACAAUUAUGCUGUAAAAAGUCUAAACAAAAUGAUAUUUAAGUUUUCCACCUAAGAUUCAAGAUUCAAGUGACCGGAAUGGAAUUUAAAAGUGUGUACUUCAUAUAUAAUAUUGGUGCAUAAAAUAGCUGUGAAUUAUAUUUUAGUAAAUAAACCUAAGUCCACACGAUAUGGCUUCCUUAUUAAGCAAUUAGUAAUAUAACUACACACUUAGAUCUGUAGUACAAAAUCUGCGUAAAGGAUAAUUCUACUUAAAAUACAUUUACUUAUUUACCUACCUCGAUGUAAUUAUUAUUAUUGACUAGCAUAAUUAUGUUUUCUUAUAGUAAAAUGCUUAGAUAUCUUCGAUGUUUUACGUAAUAUCAAUGGUCACUUGAAAAUAUAUUUUUGUACCGUUUAUUUUGACAUUGUCAUAAUGAUAAGUUUUGUUUUUGUUUCGUAAUCAAUACGAAUGUAUGUAUUAAGUUUUGUGUAAAUAUUUUGUAAAUAAUAAACUAUUAUUAUAAAGAAA